UGCAGUGGGUCAGAUUGUUUUCAGUGCUGAUGAUGCCGAAGAAUGGCAUGCACAAGGAAAGAAUGCCAUCUUGGUGAGAACAGAAACUAGUCUGGAGGAUGUCGGUGGCAUGCACGCAGCCACCGGAAUUCUGACUGCAAGAGGUGGCAUGACCUCUCAUGCGGCUGUGGUCGCACGUGGCUGGGGAAAAUGUUGUGUUUCUGGAUGCUCAGAGAUCCGUGUAAAUGAUGCGGACAAGAUUGUUGUGAUUUGGGACAAAGUGCCAAGGGAAGGUGAGUGGCUAUCACUUAAUGGGUCAACAGGAGAAGUGAUCAUGGGGAAGCAACCGCCCUCACCUCCAGCUCAAGUGGCGAUUUGGGGACAUUCAUGUCUUGGGUUGAUGAACUAAGGUAUCUCAAGGUUAUGGCAAAUGCUGACACACUUGGGGAUGCACUAACGGCAAGAAACAAUGGUGCACAAGGGAUC
Messenger RNA from Magnolia sinica, 465 nucleotides. Its product is annotated as pyruvate, phosphate dikinase 2-like. Gene Ontology annotation, biological process: pyruvate metabolic process; phosphorylation. Gene Ontology annotation, molecular function: pyruvate, phosphate dikinase activity. The transcript has 4 exons. The record is from RefSeq and is a predicted model, not a curated record. Bases 110 to 388 code for a protein of 92 amino acids. Lineage: Eukaryota; Viridiplantae; Streptophyta; Magnoliopsida; Magnoliales; Magnoliaceae.